CGCCGCUGACGUAGCGGCGUCGCUCUCGCUCUCAGGGAGGAGAAGGCAGAAAGAGGUUUAAAGAGACAACAGCCAAUGGAGGGGCUUUGGGGCAGCAGGGCGAGCCCCUACCCAUGCUGAGGAGCCCGGGCCCCGAGGAAGGAAGGCAGGCCGGCCUCGAAGGGCCCCGUGAGAGUUUGGAAGCGACUCUCCGCUGUGGGACCCCUUCUCCUUCUUCCACUAUCAUGGCUUUUCCAUCGAGGGAUCAUUCGGAGGGACUGCGUGGGACCCCAGCAGAUGCGGCGAGGGGGCAGCCGUUCCACUAGCCGGUGGAGACCCCCCCUCCUCUCUCACGAUGGUUUAUUGACACCUGCGGUGGCUUAUUCUCAACCAAGAAGAUCCCUGCCUUUUUGACCGCUUCCCCAUCCCACCCAAACCCUCCCUUCCCAACCCCUAACCCCACCCCUCCCGUGACCCCUUUCCCCCUCCGCGAAACGUUUCCAUCCGCCUUGGGAUUUGUAUGGCAGCGGCGUAACCGUGGAGAGGCCGGGGUACCACAAACUUAUGGAUUUUGAUAAGAGAGGAGGAGGCGGGAAAGGGGACAGCGAGGAAGGCCGGAGGAUGUCUAAAGCGGGUGGGGGACGCAACGCGCACGGGGGCCGGACAACAGGGACCAACUCGGGGGUCUUGAUGGUUGGGCCAAACUUCCGAGUUGGGAAGAAGAUUGGAUGCGGGAACUUCGGAGAGCUUCGGCUAGGGAAGAACCUCUAUACGAACGAAUACGUCGCCAUCAAAUUGGAACCUAUCAAAUCCAGAGCCCCUCAGCUCCAUCUAGAGUACCGAUUCUACAAACAGCUUGGCAAUGCAGAAGGGAUCCCUCAGGUCUACUACUUCGGCCCUUGCGGGAAGUACAAUGCCAUGGUGCUGGAGCUGCUGGGCCCCAGUUUGGAGGACCUCUUUGACCUCUGCGACCGGACCUUCAGCCUCAAGACUGUCCUCAUGAUCGCCAUCCAGCUGAUCACGAGGAUGGAAUAUGUUCACACCAAAAGCCUGAUCUACCGUGACGUCAAGCCGGAGAACUUCCUGGUGGGACGCCCUGGGAGCAAGCGCCAGCACACCAUCCACAUCAUUGAUUUCGGCCUGGCCAAAGAGUACAUCGACCCCGAGACCAAAAAACACAUCCCCUACCGAGAGCACAAGAGCCUCACGGGGACCGCGCGGUACAUGAGCAUCAACACCCACCUGGGGAAAGAACAAAGCCGCAGAGAUGACCUGGAAGCGCUGGGUCACAUGUUCAUGUACUUCCUCCGGGGGAGUUUGCCCUGGCAAGGCCUCAAGGCUGACACACUGAAGGAGCGCUACCAGAAAAUCGGUGAUACCAAGAGAGCCACGCCAGUGGAGGUGCUGUGCGAAAACUUCCCUGAGGAGAUGGCGACGUAUCUGCGCUACGUGCGGCGCCUGGACUUCUUCGAGAAGCCAGACUACGACUAUCUGAGGAAGCUCUUCACCGAUCUGUUUGACCGAAACGGCUUCGUCUUCGAUUACGAAUACGACUGGGCCGGGAAGCCCUUACCGACCCCCAUUGGCACAAUCCAGAGUGACGUCCAAGCCCAGGCCCCGAAUCGGGAAAAAGCGCAGCAGUACAUCAAGCAGCAGCCAUCACCCGACGGGGGGACGGAGCAGUGGGACCCCCAGCCCAGCCCCCAGCCUGCUGAGGAAGCGCUAGCAACGCACUUGGCCACCAGCAGGCUUGGGGGGUCCGUCCAGGUCAUGAGUUCGACUAACGGGGAGCUGAACACGGACGACCCUACGGCCGGUCACUCCAACGCCCCCAUCACGGCUCCAGCUGAAGUGGAGGUGGCUGACGACACAAAGUGCUGCUGUUUCUUCAAGAGGAGGAAGAGGAAAACCAGCCAGCGCCACAAGUGAGGCCGCGUUCCCCCCUUGGGACGUUUGGGGGCAGCCUUCUCGUCGGCCCCCCUGUGGAUGAUAGGUCUCGAUGCUCCAAACUGGGGUGUGGGGGGGCGCAAACACACACACAAACGCUUCUGGGCCCCCCUUCCCCCCCCUCCCCGAAGCAGGCUGAAGCCACUUGGACUCCGUCGAGAGACCUCCGUGGGGCCCGCCCUGUGUGGGGGGGACGCACCUGGGACGUCUGUGCCUCCCUUCGUGGCAAGGAGGAAGCAGCCCCCCGCUGCAGAAAUGCAGCCAUUCUCCAAAUCUUUUCAGUCUCCUCUUCUCCGUUUUGGGAAUCAAAGCGUUUACAGAAGAAAAUGAAGAAGCAGGCGAUGCGAAGGAACAGGAUAAUUAUUUUCGCCCUUUCCCCCCUUAUUUCCCCUUUGGCUUCUGUGUCUCUUUUAAGUUAAUUUUUUUUUAAUGUCCGCUUCUUUUCCGGGGGAGUCGCAAUGGCUGCAGACGGAGGAGGAGGAUUAUUUUUCUAAACGGGAGUUUCCUGUCUCGUUUGGGAGGACACGGCACUGCCCUCCCCCCGGGUUGAUCAGUGCACUUUUGGGUCGUAAUACAUGCAAAUGCCGGUGUGUCACGAAAUCGUCCCCGUUCUUUUUAUUAGAUACUUUUAUUUUCGUGUGUCAAACAACGAGGAUAAAUUGAGACCGACCUGAAGGUGAGAAGGAAAAAGCCUACAAUCUCAGGAACCGGCUGCCGACCAAAACGAGGACCUUCUCUCCUUUUUCUUUCAUCCUUUCCUCCCUUCCUUCCUCUUUACUUCUCUUUCUUCCAUACUUUCCCCUCUUCCUUUCCUAUUCCUUCCUCCCCUCAUCCCUUUUCCCUUCCUUUCCCUUCUCUCUCCAUCCAUCCCUUCCGUCCUUCUCUUUSCCUUCUUCUUUCAUCUUUGUCCUUGGUUUUCCCUUCUUUCCUCUCCCUUUCCCUCGCACAUCUCCUUCUUUGCUUUCUUCCUUUCUAUCCUACCUUUGCCUUCUCAUUUCAUUCUUCCCUCCUUUUUCUUCCCUUCUUUCUUUCCUCCCCGCAAUACAUUUUCCUGUUUUCCUUCCUUCCCUUUGUUCUUUUUCUUCUCCCUCCUGCCCUUUCCCAACUUUCUCUUCCUUUCCUUUUUCUAUCCUUCCAACAUGCCUUUUCCCCUUUUCUUUUCCCUCAUACUUUUCCUCCUUUCCUUUCUCUUCCUUCUUUCCCCUUGUACUUUUUCUUCCUCCUGUUCCUUCCUCUUGCUUCUUUUCCUCUUCCCUUUGUUUCUUCUCUCUCUUCCUUAUACCUUCCAUUCUCUUCCCUUUUUUCUUUCUUCCCUUCCCUUCUUUUAUACAUUUCCCUUUCCAUUCUGUCUCUUCUCUUUUUCUUUCUUCCCUCCAUCCCUUUUCCCUUCCUUCUCCCUUCAUCGCUUCCUUCCUCUCCCAUCUUUUCUUCAUGCCUUUCCUUCUUUCUCUACUGUUCCCUCCCUUCCUUUAUGUAUCUUCUUUUUCUUUCUUCUCUCCAUCACCUUUCCCUUCCUCCAUUCCCCCUUGUUCCCUUCGUCACUUCCUUCCUCUCCCAUCCUUCCUGCAUGCCUUUCCUCCUUUGCUCUUCCCUUCUUUCACUUUCUGCCUUUCCCCUCUUCCUUCUCCUUUCUCUUCUUUCCUUCCCUCCUUUUUCUUGGAUGAAGGGUGUGGGGCUUUCAACUUACAAAGGAAUAUAUAGGACGGAGUGAAGGACAGAAGCACUGGGAGGAACCUUUGAAGCAUAAAUAUAUUAAUAAUCAUAAUAGUAUAGAAGAGACCCUUCGCUCGUCAUUCAUUUCCUGCCCUUUUCCUUUAAGCCCCAGAAAAGCCUUCUUAAAAAGGCAGGACGAUGGAUGCCAGCUGCUUCCGAAGAGCUUCUUUAUAGAGAAAUAUAUAUAUUUUUAUACAAAGGGAUAUAGAUAUAUAUAUAUAGAUAUAAAGGCCGAAUGUGAGUUGCUCCAUUCGCCCUUAAGGAGCAGGUGCGUUCAAACCCUAUUAUUAAAGAAAAGAAGGGGCUCAAAAGGAUCACUCUGUUGGUCUUAAAUCCAUUUGUUCUGCAAACAGUUGUGCCUCUUGAGAACCGAGAGAAAGAAGGGAAGGGAAGAAAGGCUGAAUCCUCACUUUGGGCGACUUCCGACUCAGGAGCUUCUUUCCCAAAUGCUGCAAACAGGAUUGGAAUAAAUUGCAUUAAAUGCAGCCUUGAUGCAGAGGAAACCGAGCUCUGGUCCCUUUUGCAAGGUUUUUUCCCCCUCUAUAUAAAGCGACAGGUCGGCGCUUGCAUCCAAACAAAAACAUUGCUAAUAUUGUUGUGUUUUUUUUCUUCUUUGAAGAGGUUAAAGUUUGUGCUCCGAAAGGCAGGUGAGAAAGAGGCUGUUGUGAGUUUAGUUACUGCUUUAAAGAAACAAAACAAAAGGUAACGGCAACCGUGUUUCCUCGAAGCCAUAGACAUUAGGGGCUUUUUUAAAAAAGGAAAAAAAAGGAGGAGAGAGAAAAAAAAACAACCCAAAAUUAAACAAAAAAAACUUGAAAAUGA
Messenger RNA from Anolis sagrei ordinatus, 4461 nucleotides. The record is from RefSeq and is a predicted model, not a curated record. Lineage: Eukaryota; Metazoa; Chordata; Lepidosauria; Squamata; Anolidae.